GAGCUGUUUGCUGAGUCGUCGCAACCUCCAGUCGCUCAGCAAGAGGCUGAAGGACAUGUGCCGGAUGUGUGGGAUCUCCGCGGCCGAUUCGCCCAGCAUCCUCAGCGCUUGCUUAGUGGCAAUGGAACCACAGGGCUCGUUUGUCAUCAUGCCAGACUCGGUGUCCACUGGCUCCGUCUUUGGGCGCAGCACCACCCUCAACAUGCAGACCUCGCAGCUGAACACGCCGCAGGACACGUCGUGCACCCACAUCCUCGUGUUUCCCACGUCUGCCUCCGUGCAAGUAGCCUCCUCCACCUACACGACGGAAACCGGUUUGGACCUGGCCUUUAAUACGAACAAUGGUUUGUGUGUGUGUGUUACGUGUGUGUUCGUUUGUGUGCUUGUGUCCGUCUCCCAGUAGUUUAGUAUCAACCUAU
Molecule: messenger RNA, 419 nt
Organism: Anolis sagrei ordinatus
Lineage: Eukaryota; Metazoa; Chordata; Lepidosauria; Squamata; Anolidae
Source: RefSeq, a predicted model, not a curated record